AUGUUAGCAAAACGAGGUUACAUCCAUGUUCACCAUCUGAUUUUUCGUAAUGUGGUAAAAUUUAAUCACUCAACUUCGCUGUCAUCAAUUUCCGUAAACCCUAAUUGUAGUCCAAGCAAAUCCAUCGUCUAUUGCAACUCCAAGAUCAGUGAAAAUGGUCGAAUCGGUAAUAUUAACGAGGCAGAACUUAUAUUUAAUCGCAUGCCAGUCAAGAGUGUCGUGUCAUGGACUGCUAUGCUCACUGCAUAUGCGGAGAAUGGACAGAUCAAUAAGGCUCGUAAAGUGUUCGAUGAAAUGCCUCAACGAAAUGUUGCUACUUGGAAUGCGAUGAUUACAGCCUAUAUGCGUAACAAGAACGGGAUUGAUAAAGCAUGUGAAUUGUUUUCGAAAUCCCCUGAGAAAAAUGCAGUUUCCUAUGUUUCCAUGAUCACAGGUUAUGUUCGUGCAGGAAGGUUGGAAGAUGCAGAGAAGUUGUACUAUAGUAUGCCAAUAGAGUGGCGGGAUCCUUUCUGUUCAAACGCCUUGAUGAAUGGGUAUUUGAAGAACGGGAAACUUGAAGAGGCUGUUGAAAUUUACAAUGGAAUGGUGGAGAAGAACGUGGUUUCUUCAAGCUCAAUGGUUGAUGGAUACUGCAAAUUAGGGGAAAUCAAGAAAGCAAGAGAGUUGUUUGAUGCAAUUCCAGAUAAAAAUGUUAUUACUUAUACUGCAAUGAUCGAUGGUUAUAUGAAAACCACAUAUUUUGAAGAAGGGUUUUCGUUAUUCCUACAAAUGAGAUGUGAAAAUGGUAUAAAACUUGUUUCCAACACAUUAACUGUAGUAUUUGAAGGCUGUGGAAGAUUCGAUAGAUAUAAAGAAGGGCUUCAAGUACAUGCUUUAGUGAUGCUUAUGGGAUUCAACUUUGAUACUUUCUUAGGAAAUUCCACCAUCACAAUGUACUCUAGAUUCGGUGAUUCAGAUUCAGCUCUUAAGUUGUUCAACAUAAUGGAGACAAAAGACACAGUUUCAUGGAACUCUUUGAUUAGUGGUUACAUUCAAUCUGAAAACCUCAACGAGGCUUACAAACAUUUCAAAAUGAUGCCACAAAAGGAUGUAUAUUCUUGGACAACAAUGAUAACUGGAUUAAGUAGCAAAGGGCAUACAGAAAAGUCAGUUGAGUUGUUCAAAAUGAUACCACAUUCACAGAAAGAUGAUAUUACAUGGACUGCUCUUAUAUCAGGAUUUGUGAGCAACCAAGAACAUGAGGAAUCAAUCCGUUGGUUUGUUCAGAUGCUUCAGACACAAAUCAAACCUAAUCCUCUUACAUUCAGCAGUGUUCUUAGCUCUUCAGCUUCUUUAGCAACACUAAAUCAAGGACUACAAAUCCAUAGUCUUGUAGUUAAAACAGGUAUGGAAUCCGACUUAUCUGUUCAAAAUUCACUGGUGUCAUUUUAUGCAAAGUGUGGAUGUGUAGAUGACGCCUACAAUACAUUCCAUUCCAUUGCUUCUCCAAAUGUUGUUUCUUAUAAUUCUAUGAUCAAUGGAUUUGCACAAAACGGAUAUGGGGAAAAGGCGAUUUCUUUAUUCAAGGAAAUGGAGGAAAAAAAUAUGGAGCCGAAUGAUGUUACAUUUCUUGGUGUUCUUUCUGCGUGUACUCAUGUUGGAUUGGUUGAAAAAGGUCAAGGAUAUUUUAACUCAAUGAAAUGUUUAUAUAAAAUUGAACCAAAUCCAGAUCACUAUGCAUGCAUGGUUGAUCUUUUGGGUAGAGCUGGAUUUGUAGAUGAAGCGUUUGAUUUUAUAAAUUCGAUGCCUUUUGAGCCUCAUUCUGGGGUUUGGGGUGCACUUCUUGGAGCAAGUAGGAGUCAUUUUCGUUUGGAUGUUGCAGAAAUUGCAGCUCAACAUAUCUAUGAAUUGGAGCCUGAUAAUGCUACACCUUAUGUGGUUUUAUCUGAUAUAUACUUGGUUUCUAGGAAGAAAGAAGAUGAGGAAUUAGUGAGAAGAAUGAAAAGAGUGAAAGGUAUUAAAAAGAGUCCUGGAUGCAGUUGGAUUACAGUAAAAGAUGAUGUUCAUUUGUUUUUGUCUGGAGAUUUUUCUCACAUGAAGUUCAAAGAGAUUAAAAGCACCCUUUGGACACUUGUAAAAAACCAUAGUAAAUGUGAUUCUUGUUUCUUUUAA
Molecule: messenger RNA, 2151 nt
Organism: Lactuca virosa
Lineage: Eukaryota; Viridiplantae; Streptophyta; Magnoliopsida; Asterales; Asteraceae
Source: the annotation of a GenBank genome assembly